Molecule: messenger RNA, 1254 nt
Organism: Fusarium odoratissimum NRRL 54006
Lineage: Eukaryota; Fungi; Ascomycota; Sordariomycetes; Hypocreales; Nectriaceae
Exons: 1
Coding region: 1-1254 (417 amino acids)
Source: RefSeq, a predicted model, not a curated record
AUGACAGAUGUAAAAUGCUCGGCCAAAGGGGAAAGUCUUCAGCAAACAGCUUCAUCCGCCAAAGGGAAGUAUUUGGAGGGCCUACGGAAGGUGGAAUCAAAUCCUGCCUUGGUCCCAAAAAGCAAAGAUCAGGAGCAGCCUUCCGAGGAGGAAUAUCAGAACGAAUUGGCCCUUUCAGGUGACAAGGUCAAGGAAAAGCCUUUGAAUUCGAAGAGAAGGGCUGAGGACACCAAGGUGCCUCAUAAAAAGAGUCGUACCUCCAUGGCAACCGAUACGAAUAAAAGGCUUGAGACAUUUGCCUGUCCGUACUACAGAAAGCACCCCGAACGCUAUCUUGAUUGUAUUAACUUGAAGAUGAUUCGAAUAUCAGACGUCAAGCAACAUUUAAAAAGGCGGCAUACGUUCAAUUACUCGUGCACCAGAUGCUUCGAGGGCUUCUCCUCGUCCAAGACAUACGAGGACCACGUACUAAAACAGUCUUGUCCGAUCACUGACUGUAACAACAACGAUGGCGUUUCACCCGAUGCGCAAGAAGCACUCAAGUACCGCGUUGAUAGAAGUUCCUCUUCUGAACGUCAGUGGCAUGAGAUAUGCAGGAUACUCUUUGGGACGCUCGGGCUUUCACUGAGCCCCUAUCAAGAUGGUGUUUUCAAGGAGAUAACAGGAAUUAUCCGUGGCAUAUGGAGGAACGAAGAGCAGAGUAUCAUCUCUAGUUUGAAGGAAACACAAAAUGUACCUUGCGCUGAUCAACUGCGCCCGCUUCUGUCCGAAAUCCUUACCAAAGUUGAAGAUUGCUUUGAGCAAAAAGAGAAGAAGCCUCUAAAAGGCAGUCCGUAUGAAAGAUCCAAGAGCAUUGAAGAUACCCCGAGAAAAUCACCAGAAGAGGGGAAAUUGGAGUAUGACUGCAAGCCCUCAGGGCUCAGCACUGUCAAGAACAACAACGAGCAGCUCGAAAUCAACGAGCCUUAUAAUCCACCAAUGCAAGACUGGUCUUAUUCAGCCGGCCUCGACUCAUCUAGUAACUUCUUCAACUAUACUGUGCUCCCGGAAUACCAGAACCAGCAGGUUGGGUGCCCGUUUAUGAAUCUCUCAGCAGGACUGCUUCAUCCUGAUGAUGGAAGAAAUUGGCAUUUUACGGGUCCAAAUUCUAUUACUGCAGUGGAAAAUAUCGUGGCACAACAAGUUUCUAUGGAGAACUCUACAUUUCCAGAAGACGAUCUCCUUUCGGCUCAGAUGCCCAAUAUGUUUGACUAA